Saprolegnia diclina VS20 is the source of this 933-nucleotide messenger RNA. RefSeq lists its product as hypothetical. Bases 101 to 868 code for a protein of 255 amino acids. The record is from RefSeq and is a predicted model, not a curated record. Lineage: Eukaryota; Oomycota; Saprolegniomycetes; Saprolegniales; Saprolegniaceae. The transcript is spliced from 2 exons.
GCCCGAUAUCGAAGGAUACCGCGUCGCAAUUCUUUGGCGCCGAGCAGCAACGCCGGUUUACGUUAUUCGUAGUUUCGAAUUUGACCGCUUUUGCACAAACAUGCUCCACCGACCCGCGCCAUAUGUGCCGCAGAUCCGCCCGCUCAGCGACGACGUCGUGCUCCGCCGCUCCCAGAGCCGCCUCAACCAGCAGCGGUAUCGGGCCCAGAAGCGCCAUGCACUGGAAGGUCGCGAACGGGAAGUCGCCGAGCUGCACAACCAAAUCGCGCGGUACCAGGGCCAACUCGACAUUUUGCGCAGCUCGGUUCGGCUCCACGAACCGGAAGUGCAGGUUGCGAACGAGUAUUUUCGCAUUUUCCGGCACAGUUCCCAGAAAAGCAUGCCGUCGUACGGGCAAUAUCAAUGCGACUUUCUUCGGAGCGUCAUGCAGCCUGACAUCCGCUUCAUGGGCCAGAUUGGCAUUCAAAAGCUCUUUGAGCAGUGGACGCUGUACCACUCGCUCUUUCAGUCGUUUGAGAUGGCGUGUCCACGCCUCGAAACCAUCAAGCUCGCAGACGCGGCGAUCGUGCGGGCCCCCGCCGUCAUGCACCUCCGCAUCUCCCGUUAUACCAUCGAGUGCCUCUACCCGCACGUGCUCAGCAACGAGCGCAUUGUCCAAAAGCUCGUCGGCCAAGUGCUCCAUUUGCCGAUAUUGAUCCACUUUCAUUACGACGCGAGCGGUCGUAUCGAAGAGCUCGAGACGACUGCCAACAUGACGGCCAGCCUCGAAGAGCUGCUUCGCGAUGUCAAUGACACGCUCCUUGUACUGGACGGGGCUCGCAUGAAGGGGAACGCCGAGCUCGUGAGCAGCCCCACUUCUUGCCCAUGAGACUUCGACCACCAUGUCGCUAAAGCGAGAAAAUAUAGUGUCCAUUGUCAUUAUAUGAGCACCCA